AUGAUGAAACAAAUCGAACAUUUCUUAAAGAGUAAAAAUAUUGAACAUUUCAGCCUACGAGUAAACGCAACUGCUACAACCUUACGUGCUUUGGAAAAGUUGAAAGAUCUUUACAGUGAUAUUUCCCAGAUACCAGUGCCACAAAAUGCUCGCUUACGACGUCAAGGAAAAUAUUUCGAGAUUUCUUCAGUAUGGACAAAUCGUUCAAUGGCAUUGAAGAAAAUAGUAAAGAUGCAGCGCAUAAGCAUUAUUGGACCGAAAAUUGAUGAACCGGACAUAUUUGAAUUGAUUUCGACUACGUCACUGCCAUUGACAGGCAUAGAAAACGAGCUGAUCGCUUACUGUAACAGCGAUACAAAAUGUGCCACACUUAUUACUUUACUUGAGGGGAAAGAGAAGAAACAAUAUGUCAAGGUAUUUGAUCAGAAAGAACAUAUUGAAAUUUGCUGCGUCGAUGUCACAUCACCAAAAAAGCAUGGUAUUAUCCAUGAAGAUGAAGAAUUUGGUGGUUUAAAGUGGUCAAAUGGGGAAGGUCAUUUGUUAUAUACUGCUGAGAAGUUUGUCCAAAAGAAGGAAUAUUAUGAUGCAGAAUUGGAUUGGACUAGUGAGGAAAAGUUUCUUGAAUCAAAUGCUGGAGAUAAGUACAAGCAUCUGGAAAGUUGGGGUGAACAACGAAAUGAUAUUAGAGAACCGGUACUCUGUAUAUUUGACAUAAUGAGUGGCAGCGUUACCGUUUUGGAUCAGAUUCCGAAAACUAUCACUCCUGCUUUUGCUGUUUGGGCUCCAGAAGAUAAAGGAGUAGUGUUUUUUGGGAUUCAAAACACUCCGGCCAAAUUAGGAAAAAUAUAUUGCAACAACCGAAGAGGAACGCUGUUUUAUUACGAGUUUCGUACGGCAAAAUUAACUUCGUUAAGUGAAGAAGAUGUGGCAAUUGAAGGGUUAACAUUCUCACCAAAUGGAUCAAAAUUGAUAUAUUUCCAACGUAAAUUUGGUGGUCCUCAUUAUGCUUCAGUUUCUUGUCAUCUAAUGGACUGGAUCAAAAAUGAGGAAAAAAUGCUCAUUCCAACUGUUACAUCUAUCAGUGGUACUGUUCUAAAUUUCAUUCAUUUCUUCAAAAAUAAUCAGAAGCAAUUUCCUGGGCUCUAUAUUGUGCAAGUAUCGAGCAGGCCUUGGGCCACCGAUAACAAACGAGUGUUUUUUUCAACUAUAUGGGGUUCACAACGGCAUUUUGAUCUGCUUAUUCACCGUUUAGGUGCUUUCCAUGGAAGUUGGACUGUAUUAGAUAUAAAUGAAAACUGUUUAGUGGCAGUUUGUAGUGCACCAAAUCGUCCUCCAACUGUACUUGUUGGGCAUAUUCCUCUUCUUGAUUCUGAAGAUAGAAUUAUUUGGACUAGACUUGAUAAUAGUUCUGCCGUUGAAGUUCGUUUAAAGUUACUCAAUUUUUCAUGGCAUGUAGUUGACUUCAAUCGAGAGGCUCAUGGUUCAUAUGAAGGCCUGUUGUGUAUUCCUAAUGGAAGUAGUAUUGUUCCCUUGGUUGUGGUACCCCAUGGCGGACCACAUAGCAUCACAAUCGCUUCUUGGCUAAGUCGUAAGGUUUUAUUGUUAUUGAACUCUGGUUAUGCCGUACUAUUCGUUAAUUAUCAUGGGUCACUUGGAUUUGGUGAUGAUUUUGUCAAUUCUUUACCUGGAAAUUGUGGGGAUUUAGAUGUUAAAGAUGUUCACUUUGCGGUUCAAAAAGUAUUAGACAAAGAGCAGAGAUUGGAUCGUUCACGAGUUGCUUUAUGUGGUGGUUCUCAUGGAGGUUUCAUCGUCAGUCAUCUAAUAGGACAAUUUCCCGAUUUCUACAAGGUGUGCGUCGCUCAGAAUCCUGUAUUAAAUAUUGCAGCCAUGUUCGAUUUAUCAGACAUUCCAGACUGGUCAGUUGUUGAAGCACUUGGUCGAAAUCAUUUUGACUGGAAAAAGAUGCUCUCAGCAAAAGAUCGUGAAAAGAUGUAUCAAAGUUCACCAAUUGCUCAUGUUGAAAAAGUUGUUACACCUUACUUACUAUUGAACGGUGAGAAGGAUUUGCGUGUGGUUAGCCAUUAUCAAGCUUUCAUCCGUAAUAUAAAUGCACGCGGAAUUCCAAAUAAAAUCCUGUCAUAUCCAACAUCAAAUCAUCCUUUGGAUGAAGUCGAUGUCGAAGCAGAUUGUGCAGUCAAUAUUGUUCGUUGGCUCGAUAAAUAUCUCCAUCAGUGA
Molecule: messenger RNA, 2235 nt
Organism: Thelazia callipaeda (thelaziosis nematode)
Lineage: Eukaryota; Metazoa; Nematoda; Chromadorea; Rhabditida; Thelaziidae
Source: the annotation of a GenBank genome assembly